AUGACCGUCGCCGCAGUCGCACCCUGGCGACAUAGGAAGUUUGUCCGGCUGGCCGCGACCGUCCUGCUCCUCACCGCAACCGGGUAUUCAUACUACUACACUGCUUCAAGCGUCUUUGCAAGAAGGACUUCGGCGGUCGCAACGGCAGCGAUACCGGUGCUCACCGUCCCGGAGAAGUUGCAGCGAGCUCCAUCGGCACACGCUUCUGCAUCGAACCCCAGACACGCUGCCCCCGGUCCACCACCAGCAGUGCUCACUGUUCCCACUGUUCCCAAGAAAUUGGACCGAACUCCCAGCGGUCCGCCACCAGCAGUUCUCACUGUUCCCACUGUUCCCCAGAACUUGGAUCGAGCUCCCACCGCAACUGCAUCGAGUCUGAAGGCCGUCGCCCCUUCGUCAAAAAUUAACCCCUCGGCGCUUUCCCGGACCCGCGUCGUCCCCGCAGAGGGUCGUAAAGUGGAACGGCGGCCGUACCUGGACCUACCGGAUGAGUACAAGUCGAAGGACGACGAGCUCUGCCAGUCGUUCUUCACAGACGACUACGUGUACAACAUCGCAAACAGUUCGGAAACGCUAUGUGACGGCGGCUCUCGGGUGCACGGAUUCGCCGUCCAGACGCACCCGCACCAUAGGAAACUCACUGGCGCCACGCCCGUCUAUCUGCUGCAGGGCGUGACCUUCAACCAGACCGAGCGCAAGUUCCACGCACAAUGCACUGGUCCCCAGGUGAAGCGGCCUGUCAUUUAUGGGACCCCUAUUCCGGAAGUCAGCUACGGAGCCAUGUUGGAGGGCAAUAGCACGCUCCGGUGUGACAAAAAUACCAGCAAGAGGCAGCUGAUCAUCUAUCCGGCGCUGAAGGAGCAUAAUGACAAUGUAUGGCAUAGGCUGAUGGAGCUUUGGCAGAACAAGCUGUCAUACGACGCGAUGCGCAUCGCCAUCGAUCCCGCUACGGGAAAUCCGCUCUUGACGGAGGAGCAAAUCAAAAAGGCGCUGGUGGUUUUCCCCGACAAUCGCAAAGGGCCAUGGGAUGCGGAAUGGAAGAUGCUGACCGGCCGAACGCCCUUGCGCUACUCCCAGCUCUCGCCAGACACCUGUUACGACGUGGUCAUCGGGACAGUCGGCUGGGCCAGCCCGUUCUGGUCGGCCCUGCUCAGCGCCACGUACGAGACGUGCCGGCGCGAGACGCUGCUGUCGACAUUCGUGCGCUGGAUCUUCAAGUUCUACGGAUUGAAGGAGCGCUCAGCGGCCGACAUCCAUCGCCAGCCGACGAUCACAGUGAUUCAGCGGGCCAAGACGCGCAAGUUCCGCCACAUCGACCAACUGGUCGAAUCGAUACGUGCGCAGCACCCGGGGUUUCAGGUCAACGUUGUCGACUUGGGCACCAUGUCCAAGAAGGAACAGGUCCGGCUCAUCCACGCUUCGGACGUGCUGGUCGGCCACCACGGCGCCGGCAUGAGCUUCACGAUGGUGAUGCGGCCAGACUCGGCGGUCGUGGAGAUCCUUCCACCCGUGUUCGGGUCCCGAGGGUUCCGCCGGAUGUCCCGCAUGCGCGGCCUCGUGCACUUCAUUGGGAAAGCGAUGUGGAAGGAGGAGUAUGAGAAAAAAUACCGUGGGAAACCCGUCCCGAAAGGCUGGCGUCCCGCAAAGCAAGGCGACGGCGACGCACGGGGCUGGCAGAACGAGGAGUGGAUCUGGAUCCCGCACGAAGAAGUCCUGGGGCUGGUGGAUGCUGCCGUUAAGAGCCAGCUGAACGGGAUAAACGACGGAUAG
Molecule: messenger RNA, 1770 nt
Organism: Fimicolochytrium jonesii
Lineage: Eukaryota; Fungi; Chytridiomycota; Chytridiomycetes; Spizellomycetales; Powellomycetaceae
Exons: 1
Coding region: 1-1770 (589 amino acids)
Molecular function (GO): glycosyltransferase activity
Source: RefSeq, a predicted model, not a curated record